Molecule: messenger RNA, 3186 nt
Organism: Drosophila bipectinata
Lineage: Eukaryota; Metazoa; Arthropoda; Insecta; Diptera; Drosophilidae
Gene: crp
Product: transcription factor cropped
Biological process (GO): regulation of transcription by RNA polymerase II
Cellular component (GO): nucleus
Molecular function (GO): RNA polymerase II cis-regulatory region sequence-specific DNA binding; DNA-binding transcription factor activity, RNA polymerase II-specific; protein dimerization activity
Source: RefSeq, a predicted model, not a curated record
CGGUCACACUCUUUUUCGAGUCAAAACGCAACGGACGUGUCGCUUCGUGACCGGAUGAAUCGUACAGUGCGACCUUAUAUACACCUAUAUAUUUCUAUGUACCAGCCGCGCGUCUGCAAGUGUUAGUGCGGUUAAUUCGAAAAACAACUGGAAAACACACAUCGCACAUCGCCGGAAAAAGUGUGACAAGUAGAAGGAAUACGAAGUUUAGGAAAAAAUCAAGAGUGGUGUGGAAACUGACGCGCUAAGUUUAUAUCGGCGCCGUGUCUCUCUCUCUCUUCCCUCUGUCUCUGUGUCUAUCGGUGACGGGAGUGCGCGAAUGUGUGUAUGUGUUUGUGUGUGUGUGUGAGAGGGCAAACAAUUUGCCGCUAAAUACAAAAAGCAGCUGAAAAGCAAAGACCAGCUGACACAUCAGCGAUCGAAUUUGCCUGCUAGUUGGUUAGCUUAGCUGGUGUGCGUAUUGAGUAAAAAAAAAACAACAAAAAAUUGCUAUAAAUAAAACGCCAAUGUUUGUGUAGCGGCAACGAGAGCCCGCAGCCAGCAGUACGCAGCUAGAAGUCAGAAUCCAUACCAAACAACCACAACAACAAAGCGCACGUGGUUGAGAAGACAAGAUUUGGCCACGAUAAUAGCCAAAUACAUAAACACGAUAAAACAUGUCCGCCGCACCGGUUACCGCCAUCAAAACGGAGGAAGUUAUUCUAGAAAACGCCGAAUACAACAGCGCCGAGGAAUUGGAUGAAGAAUUGCAAUUACAACUAGAAGAUUCCGGAGGAGAGAAUACGUAUCACAUCGAGUACACCACCGAGCCGGCUCAUCAGAUCUCCGGUUCGCAGCGCCGCCAGUCGAGUAUGAGCGGCACUAAUACCUCCAAGGGCGGAGGAGGCGGCGGCGGCGGUGGAGGAGGGGGCGGAGUCAGCGACGGUGACUCCUCUGGCAAGCCCCUGGUCGAUAGCGAGAAGCGGAUGCGUCGCGAGAUCGCCAACAGCAAUGAGCGACGUCGCAUGCAGAGCAUAAACGCCGGCUUCCAGAGCUUGCGAUCACUGCUCCCGCGGCACGAGGGCGAGAAGUUGAGCAAGGCCGCCAUCCUGCAACAGACCUUCCAGUACAUCGUGGAACUGGAGAACCAGAAGACACAGCUACUCACCCAGAACAGCGAGCUGAAGCGCCAGGUGGGCGAGCACGAGGCCGGCGGCGGUGGAGGAGGCGACAAUGGCGCCCACUCCGGUGGCGGCAACUACAACGACUCAAACGUGAACGGAGGCGGCAAUGCGACGGCGGUGGCCAUUAAGAAGCGCAAGCUGACCGACAACGUCAUCAACAUCCAGGCGAUCAGCGAUAGUUCCGACGAGGGUCUCGGCUCCAUGUCCCCAGAGCCCAUGACCUUGCUGACGGCCGGCGGAGCAGCGGCCACCAAGCUGAGCCGGGACAGCAUCCUGGCGGCCAAGGAACUGAUCGAAAUGAAGAAGCAACUGGAGAAGGAGCGCAGCCUGCGCCGGCUCCUGGAGGACGAGCUGCAGAUGAUCAAGCGGCAGCUGUAUAGCGUGGCUACCGCACCGCCGGGCACGGCUGUGGCAGCGGCUGCUGGCGGCACCGGCGGCGGAUACAUUCCACGCGAAGUCAUCGAACACACCGACAACUUUGUGCGCAACGAGGAUUUGGAGGAGCUGGGCGGCACCGUGUCGUACGUGGAGAUCGACGAGAUGACCGGCCAGCAGCAGGUGGUUGUGUGCUCCAGCAUUGAGGAGCUGGAGGCGGACGCCGCUGCGGAAAUCAUAACCGAGGAUCAGGUGCACGAGGAGGUCAUUCUGUCGUCGAACAGCUCGACGGAGUCCGAGAACGAGGUGAACGUGAACGCCAUUGCCAAAGUAUAUGCCGAGGGAUCGGCCGCCAUGCUGCAGCCCAUCCUGCAGGCGGCCAUCAAGGCCACGCCAAAGGUGGAGGUGGAGCGCAUUCACGAGAAGAUCGUCAAGGUGAAGACGGAGAAGCACGAUCCGCACGGCCAGGUCACCCAGGCCACCACCCACUAUCCGCAUCCGCAUCGCCAGAACCUGGAGACCAUUGUCCAGGCCAUCCGCCACCUGGAGGGCGAUCAUCUCUUCGCCGACGGCAGCGGCGGCAAUGCCCCCGAGAUCAAGUUCAGCCAGCAGCACCAUCAGGUGGCCGGACAUCACCAACAGGGGCAGCAGCACCAUCGCCUGGCGCAAGACGCCCCCCUGGCACUGACCACCACCGGCAAGCAGAAUGUGGCGCUGGCGGAGCUGAGACCCUUCCUGCACCUCAAGAGCGGCGGCAACAAGCAGGUCAUCAUUACGGCCAAGACGGCGAAGGAUGGCGGCGGCCUGGUGACCUCCAGCAGCAGCACAACCGUAACUCCCACGGCGAUCUUCAAGGUGCAGAGCGGGGCGGGCAGCCAUGCGGCAGCGACCUCGGGCACCAUCAUCACCGGAACUAAUGCGAACGGAUCUCCGCAGCAGGUGACCAUCACCACGUCCCUCAAGCAGUGCCGGCCGGGCGUCAUAGUGGCCAAGAAGCUGCCGUCGUCCUGAUUCAACAGCCCCAAGCUAUCGGGAGCAGGAGCAGGAGCAGGAUCUGGAGUAGGAUCGGGAUCGGGAUCGGGUUCGGGUCGUGGAGCGGUAGCUGCUACUGGAGCACGAGCUAGUAUUAAGGCCGCUCGCCAGUCAGCAACCAUGAAAGCAACAACAACAACAACAACUCACCAACAAUUUACUAAGCAAAGUCCAUUUGCAGCCUCCAGGCAACGUAACAGUAACAGUAACAGUAACAGCCACAGUAGUAGCAGCAGUAACAUUAAACAUAAUGUAAGCACUAACAGUAACAGUAGGAGCCACAGCAGCCACCACAGAAAUGCUAAAGAGACUGUUACCAAACAGAGGCAAAGGCAAAAAAAUGUAUAUUAAAAAAAAAAAAAACAAAAAAAAAAGAAUAUAUAUAUAUAUAUAUGAGAAGUAAUACCAAGCAGACCUAAAGAGAAUAUUUUGUAAUUUUUGGACAUUUAAUUUAAUAGCCAACCAAACCUAUUUCCAAGCUUCAAACGCCAAGAACUACAAAGAACUACAACCAAUCACAACACAUAGCCACUGUAAUUAAAUGCAAACAAAAAAUACACUUAACAUUUGUUCAUUAAUUUGUUAAGAAAUUAGAAUUAAUAGUCAAAAAAAAGAA